UCUCCACCACUUGGCUCGAGCCGAUAUGCUUCAGAAGGGCAGACUAACCAAGCAGAUACCAUUGGAGCUCUUCCAGAAAUUGAGAGUGUACAAUCUGUUAACAUAACAAUAAACGUUCCUGGUCCUCGUAGCGCCACGCGUAAAGGACUGAUGAGUUUUCCUAGCAGUUCAAGUGCAGCAGAAAGCACCUAUGAAUGGUAUGAAACACCCCGGGGAAGUUUCGCAUUGGAAUCUCAUCAUUCUUCAAAGCCAUCUGGACAUAUGGCCAGUGAUUCAUAUUCAGUUGCACUGUGUGACCAUUGCCACAUUUCUCCACCUAGAACUGCAGCUAAUAAUGCACCAGAAACCAUGAAUGCUGAGGAAGUUCUAGCAAGGAGCAAGGAAGAAAUUGAACAGAUUAGAAGGCAGUUUAAUAUGAUGGUACAGAAGUUUGAGCAGAAUAUGGUCUCCAAUGUUGAACUUCUUCUGAAGUACAAGCAAGAGAGAGAUGAUUUGGAGGUGAAGCUUGAUACUGCGCUUAGAGCAGCUGAGGGUAUGAGCAAAAAGUUAGACAAGGAAGCCUCAAGUUCUUCAUCUUCAGCUAAAUUCUAUGCAGAAUUCUCGUCGUUGGAAAUCAAAGAAGCAACUUCCAACUUUGAUCCAAGCUUGAAGAUUGGGAAUGGUGGUUAUGGAAGUGUUUAUAGAGGCAUGCUUUGCCAUACACCAGUGGCAAUAAAGAUUCUUAACCCUGAUAGCAUACAAGGUACCUCAGAGUUUCAACAAGAGGUCAAUAUACUGAGUAAGGUGAGGCACCCAAACCUGGUCACACUAAUCGGAGCCUGUCCAGAAACCUCAACGCUGGUCUAUGAAUAUCUCCCCAAUGGCAGCCUCGACGACCGCAUCAACGGCAAAGACAACACGCCACCACUGCCAUGGCAAACCCGAAUCCGCAUCGCAGCUGAGCUCCGCGCAGCUCUCAUAUUCCUCCACUCCUGGAACGGCCACGGCAUCGUCCACGGCGAUCUGAAACCCGCAAACGUCUUGCUCGACUCCAACUUCGCGACCAAACUAAGCGACUUUGGAAUCUGCCGCGUCCUCUCCGAAGAGGAACUCUCAGAUGACAAGUUUACGCGUCGUUGUAUAACCGACCCGAAAGGCACCAUAGUGUAUAUGGACCCUGUGUUCUUUGCGACGAGAGAGCUUACUCCCAAGUCUGAUGUAUACUCGUUUGGAAUCAUACUGUUGAGGUUGCUAACUGGGAAGCCUGCACUGGGAAUCAUAAAGGUAGUCCAGUGUGGGUUAUUGGAUAAAGGAAAGUUUAAAGAUGUUUUGGACCCGAGCGCUGGGAACUGGCCAUUGUUGCAGGCAGAACAGCUAGCUCGCUUGGCAUUGCGAUGCUGUGAGAUGAACCGCAGGGAGAGACCUGAACUUGAUUCAGAUGUGUGGAAGGUGCUUGACGGUUGAAAAAUGGUUCAUUGAGUUUGAGAUUUGUGUGUUGUUUUAUAUAUUGUAGUUUUGAAUGUAUAGUGUUUUGUUUGGAGUAUUAUUAGCCUUGGUGAG
Messenger RNA from Ipomoea nil (Japanese morning glory), 1539 nucleotides. Its product is annotated as U-box domain-containing protein 33-like. Gene Ontology annotation, molecular function: ATP binding; protein kinase activity. Gene Ontology annotation, biological process: protein phosphorylation. NCBI's taxonomy places the organism in Eukaryota, Viridiplantae, Streptophyta, Magnoliopsida, Solanales, Convolvulaceae. Bases 151 to 1443 code for a protein of 430 amino acids. The transcript is spliced from 3 exons. The record is from RefSeq and is a predicted model, not a curated record.